CCGAUCUCCUUGCACCCCCCCUCGGCCCCUAUACUCCGCUUCUCCCCUUGCGCUGAUUGUCACACAUUGUUUACUACGGCUUGAAAUGUGACUCACAACAGAGGCUGUCUGCUGGAGUACCGCUCUGACAAAGCGAAGGAUUUCUUUUCUUGACGCGCUCCGUGCGUCUUGAUAAUUUUUUUGGAGGGGACACAGGUUUGUGGAGACUAACCCUUCUACCAUGUCAGUGGAUUUGCUUGCGCUUUUAUCCGUCCUGGUCAUCACGUCCUCUGCGAUGGAAGAAACUUUGAUGGACACUCGGGUGGCCACAGCAGAACUGGGCUGGACGGCGUAUCCUAACUCUGGGUGGGAGGAAGUGAGUGGCUAUGAUGAAAAUCUUAACACCAUAAGGACCUACCAGGUGUGCAAUGUCUUCGAGCCCAGCCAGAACAACUGGCUCCUCACGACCUUCAUUGAUCGCCGCGGUGCGCAGCGGAUCUAUGUGGAGAUACGAUUCACAGUGCGCGACUGCAGCUCCAUUCCAAAUGUCCCUGGCUCCUGCAAGGAGACGUUCAAUCUGUACUACUAUGAAACUGAUUCUGUCAUUGCCACCAAAGGAACAGCCUUCUGGAUGGAGGCCCCCUACCUCAAGGUGGACACCAUUGCUGCAGAUGAAAGCUUUUCUCAGGUGGACUUUGGCGGGCGCCUAAUGAAAGUCAACACAGAGGUGCGCAGCUUUGGCCCGCUGUCGAAAAACGGCUUCUACCUGGCCUUUCAGGACUACGGUGCCUGUAUGUCUCUGCUGUCAGUCAGGGUGUUUUUUAAGAAGUGCCCGAGUGUGGUCCAAAACUUUGCAAUCUUUCCAGAGACCAUGACAGGGGCAGAAAGCACCUCCUUGGUCAUUGCCAGAGGAAUCUGCAUCCCAAACUCAGAGGAAGUAGAUGUCCCGAUAAAGCUCUACUGUAACGGAGAUGGAGAGUGGAUGGUGCCUAUUGGUAGCUGCACAUGCAAGGCUGGGUUUGAACCUGACAAUGGCAAUGUUUGCCGCGCAUGCCCUCCAGGUACUUUCAAAUCAACCCAGGGUCCAGGCCUUUGUCUGCAGUGCCCUUCCAACAGCCGAUCCACAGCUGAGGCUGCCACUAUCUGUGUUUGCCGCAAUGGCUACUACCGUGGCGAUGCUGAUCAACCGGAUGAACCCUGCACCAGCGUUCCAUCCAGCCCAAGGAAUGUGAUCUCCAUUGUGAAUGAGACCUCAGUGAUCCUGGAGUGGCAUUCUCCCAGGGAAACAGGCGGCCGGGAUGACGUCGUCUACAACAUCGUGUGCAAGAAGUGCAGAGCGGACCGACGCUCCUGUUCACACUGCGAUGACAAUGUGGACUUUGUUACUCGACAGCUGGGUCUGACAGAGACCAGGGUCUUCAUCAGUAACCUGUUGGCUCACACCCUCUAUAGCUUUGAGAUACAAGCUGUCAACGGUGUCAGCAACAAGAGCCCAUACCCAGCACAACAUGUCACCAUAGACAUCACCACCAACCAGGCUGCCCCAUCAAUUGUUCCCAUCAUGCACCAGAUCAGCUCCACCAUGAACAGCUUCACACUAUCAUGGCCUCAACCAGAGCAACCCAACGGCAUCAUCCUUGACUAUGAGCUGCGCUACUACGAGAAGGAUCAUGCAGAGAUAAACUCUACUGUGCUGCGCAGCCAGACCAACACUGCACGUGUGGAGGGCCUCAGGCCGGGUACAGUUUACGUGGUACAGGUGCGGGCAAGGACUGUGGCUGGAUUUGGCAAAUACAGCAGCAAGAUGUGCUUCCAAACCCUCACAGAUGACGACUUCAAGUCUGAGCUGAGGGAACAGCUUCCUCUGAUUGCGGGGUCAGCAGCUGCUGGAGUGGUCUUUAUUGUUUCGCUUAUUGCCAUCUCCAUCGUGUGCAGCAGGAAAAGAGCAUACAGCAAGGAGGCAGUGUACAGUGACAAGCUGCAACAUUACAGCACAGGAAGAGAACUCUCUUUGCGAGCCGACAUGUCUAACUGCCCCUCCCCACUGGGCUGCCCGACCCACUUCUCAGGCUCACCAGGAAUGAAGAUCUACAUUGACCCCUUCACUUAUGAGGACCCUAACGAGGCAGUGCGAGAAUUUGCCAAAGAGAUUGAUGUCUCCACUGUCAAGAUUGAGGAGGUCAUCGGUGCAGGCGAAUUUGGAGAAGUGUACAAGGGUCGUUUGAAGCUGCCUGGUAAGAGGGAGAUCUAUGUGGCCAUCAAGACACUGAAGGCUGGCUACGUUGAAAAGCAAAGGCGAGACUUCCUGUCUGAAGCCUCCAUCAUGGGCCAGUUUGACCAUCCAAACAUUAUCCGUCUGGAGGGUGUCGUCACAAAAAGCCGUCCAGUAAUGAUUGUCACAGAAUUUAUGGAGAAUGGUGCCCUUGACUCAUUCCUAAGGCAAAAUGACGGUCAGUUUACGGUGAUCCAGUUGGUGGGAAUGCUUCGUGGGAUAUCAGCAGGGAUGAAAUACCUCUCAGAAAUGAAUUACGUCCAUCGUGACUUGGCUGCACGAAACAUCCUCGUCAACAGCAACUUGGUGUGCAAAGUUUCUGACUUUGGCCUGUCACGCUAUCUGCAGGAAGACACGUCGGAUCCCAGCUACACCAGCUCUCUGGGUGGAAAGAUCCCAGUAAGGUGGACAGCUCCAGAGGCCAUUGCUUACAGAAAGUUCACCUCAGCCAGUGAUGUGUGGAGUUAUGGUAUCGUCAUGUGGGAGGUGAUGUCAUACGGAGAGAGGCCUUACUGGGACAUGUCCAACCAGGAUGUAAUCAAUGCUAUUGAGCAGGAUUAUCGUUUGCCACCACCCAUGGACUGCCCCAGCGCCUUGCACCAACUGAUGCUGGACUGCUGGCAGAAAGAUCGCAACGUACGACCUCGCUUUGCAGAUAUUGUCAGCACCCUCGACAAAAUGAUCCGCAAUCCCACCAGCCUAAAAGCUGUAGCCAACAUCCCUGCUGUGCCUUCUCAGCCAUUGUUGGACAGAUCCAUACCUGACUUCAACACCUUCAGUUCGGUAGAGGACUGGCUUGCUGCCAUCAAGAUGAGCCAGUACAGAGACAACUUCCUCAACUCAGGCUUUACCUCCCUGCAGCUUGUGGCUCAGAUGACCUCAGAGGACUUACUUAGAAUAGGAGUGACCUUGGCAGGCCAUCAGAAGAAAAUCCUCAGUAAUGUCCAGUCUAUGAGGGUGCAGAUGAGCCAGUCACCUACAACGAUGGCAUGACUACAGGGGGCGCUGUGCCAUGGAACGGGCAGCAUUCGGAGGUCCAACAACAGCAGCCCCCGAAUGACCCCCGAUCCAUCGGAACGCGCCAGAGUCGAGACUAUCGUCCUAAUCUAAACCCCUACCAUGGCAACAGGAGACCAGGGUUUGCGCAACCACAUAGAAAAGGGUUGUCACAUCUCACGCUAUCCACCACAUGCUUUCAAGGUCCAUACCUGGCACUUUUUUCUCCAUUUAUCACAAAGAAAGACAAAGACCAAUUUUGUUGUUUCCAACUAUAUUGGUGUCAUUGUAAACCAAAAUGACUACUACAAUCAGACAUCAGCACAGGGAACAACUUACGAAUUCAGCCGUUGUGGUAAACAGUUGAUAUUGUGCUUCUAUAUUAUCUGGACUAAAACACAUUUAAAAUGUAGACACAAGUGUGAGACAUUUAGAAACCUGUGACCUGUGAUUUUUUAUCCAUGCCGUUGUCAGUAUAUGAGAUGAAGGCGGCUUUAACUGGUGGGACAUAGGAUACAGACAAAGACGCAACUAAAGGGAGAACUAACUAGUCGGAGAGGUAUACAGGGAUGUACAGUGGAGCAAUUCAACUUUUGCAUUUUUUUUUUUUUUGCUUGUUUAAAAAAAUUUAAUACUGUAUUAUAAAUGAACAAAUUCAGAGCUUUGUUAUAUUUUUGUCUUUUACCAUCUGUUUUAUGUGUUGUCACUAUAGCAAGACGCCGCCCACUUGUCUCUUAACUUAAACACUACCUGUGGAAAUCCAGUUGGAAGGCUUUGCCCAUAGGACUUUUUAACUAUCUCCACCAAGAGAAUAUAAAUAUGUUUAUCUCUUGCUAAAUAUGAUUAUAUCUUUCAUAAUAAACCUUCAUAUUGAAGGUGUUACAUAUGAAUAUGUAUGUACAGAACUCUCUGCUUGCAUUUUUGGCAAAGACAUGUUGACUAGAUUGUGAUAGACACAUGCAAUGUGCAGUUUCCUGUAAAUCCCUGGUUUCCUUAUCACUGCUGAACAACGGACUAUUGGUUCAACAUCUUCAUGUUUCAGGAGCACCCUGAUAACUUUUCUGACUGAAUCUUAACUGAGGAACUUGUAAAUUGAUUAUUGGUAAAGAACUGUUAUUGUAGAGCUGUAUGAAAAUUGUUGUAGGAGUUAAAAUAUUGGGGAAAAAGUAUUUUACUGGAGAUCAUGUUAAAUGUGGGUGUAUACAUGCCGUCUCUUGCUGGUGAGCACUUACAUGUACAGAUAUGUUUUAUGUUCCAUUUGCAUUUUUAUAUAUUGCUUGUGUUGGGAUUGGUCAACAGGAGGAAAUGCAAAAUUAAUUGUUGUGGCUUGGCUGACCCAAACUCAUGGUAAACAGCUGCUAAGAAAACAAGACAUAAAUAUGCAUUUGCAUUAAAUUAUUCUGUCCAGAUAGAUUUAUUUUGAGGUAAAUUCUAACAUGUGCUGUAAAUAUGUUAGCAGGGUGAGACUUUCUAUGAAUUUGAAAUGCAUGAGAGAGCAGCUAAUCAAGGCAUUGGAAAUCAGGGUAAAUCACCAUCACUUCCUUUCACAGUAAAAAUGAACAUCUGGGCGGGGGUUUGCCAACAGGAACCCAGUGCCAUUUCAAUGAACACACAGUCUUAAAUAGCCCUCAAGAGCUUGAUGCUCACUAUAAAACAUGACCUCAUAGAUGCUGAUGUAUUUAAGUUACUGAGCCAUUCUAUUCACCCUCACUGUAGGGGUUCGCCAUAUGGACGGGAGAGAUGAAAGCAAAUGCUGUGGUGUUGAAGAGAGUUUCACACAAUCAUAAAGAUUUGGCUACAUCACUCUCCGAGGAUGGACUGAAAACUGCCUAUGAAAUUCCUCCUCAUCUUUAAUGUAGUUUAGGGGAAACAGUAAUGUCCUUUUUUAGUCUAACAGCAGCACCCAGCAAAAAAUCUUAAUAAAUCUUAAUAUUGGAGGACAGAAAUUUCCCCAUAACUUGCUACCAUUAUCAUGCAUGUUAUUGCCAAAAUAAUUACCUAUUAGUCAUUAUUAAGCAAAUUAUGUUGCUUAAUGUAAAUCAACAUUAUGUCUCAAUUGGUAUUGCAAAGUGAAUAGGUAAGCCAACUUCAUCAGUUCAUAUCAAACAGGUAAUGAAUCAUUUUUAAGUAGAGCCUUCAGAAUGGGAACAUAUUCUGCCUCAUGAAGAGCUUGUUGUAGUAUGAUCACUAUUGACACCUAUAGUUGUUAUUAUCUUAUCUAAAAAUACCCAGAGUUUUGCUUUGAUUCUUUCAUGCGUUUUUGAGGAAUUCUUCAACCUCCUUUGGCAGCCAUUUGUAAUGCAUAAGCACCCCUGAAAAGCUCCUCUAUCCAGCUGUAAUCCUCAGCUGAGCCUAUGUCUCUCAAAUCACCCCCCUCCCCCACCGCCACUUCCCCACACAGCUCCUCCAGACUAGCAGCAGCAGCAAUUAGCAAACACCUGUUGGAACAAAUUACCAUACAGAUUACCUCUCAGUUCAAUGCUUCUAACAAAGUUUGUAAAUAACAUAACGGACAAGCGUUGUUAGGGUCAUGUGCUGAAGGCAGAAUGUUGGAAAGCAGGAGCUUCUUAAAGAGACAGAAGUAAAUUUCAAGGUAUCACAUUAUGAAGUCAAUUAAGUAAUGUUUCAUAUAUAUAUAUAUA
Messenger RNA from Gambusia affinis (western mosquitofish), 5889 nucleotides. Its product is annotated as ephrin type-B receptor 1. Lineage: Eukaryota; Metazoa; Chordata; Actinopteri; Cyprinodontiformes; Poeciliidae. Gene Ontology annotation, biological process: protein phosphorylation; cell surface receptor protein tyrosine kinase signaling pathway; axon guidance. Gene Ontology annotation, cellular component: plasma membrane; neuron projection. The record is from RefSeq and is a predicted model, not a curated record. Gene Ontology annotation, molecular function: transmembrane-ephrin receptor activity; protein binding; ATP binding. The coding region runs from base 221 to 3244 and encodes 1007 amino acids. The transcript has 16 exons.